Heteronotia binoei (common prickly gecko) is the source of this 475-nucleotide messenger RNA. It is a transcript of the gene C7H8orf89, whose product is annotated as chromosome 7 C8orf89 homolog. The transcript is spliced from 3 exons. The coding region runs from base 40 to 300 and encodes 86 amino acids. The record is from RefSeq and is a predicted model, not a curated record. NCBI's taxonomy places the organism in Eukaryota, Metazoa, Chordata, Lepidosauria, Squamata, Gekkonidae.
AUUCAGAGAAGACAGCUAUGUACUUGGAAACCAAACUCUAUGAAGGCACCUGCAGUGCAUGGUGGAGCUGGAGAAGGUGCUGAAAGGUUGAAGAAGUACAACCGGUGUUCCAGCCUAAUUUCAUUUUCAGAGGGGUCCAAAUUCAAGUCUAGUAAAGGCUAUCACUUCACAGAUCCCGUUAGAGGAGCUCCUCCUCAGUAUGUCCAGCGGCUUUCUCAACUGGCUGCUCUGGAAUGUGAAACCAUUCACCAAGAGAAAAAGAGAAAAGUCAGGCGGACCAAGAAACAUAGCACAACUUAACAGGCAUGGAGCAGGCUCCCUUGCAGCUACUAUGUUCCUCUGAUACCCACAGAACCUACUUUCAGACAGUAUAUAUUUUGAUCAGUGUCUAUCGUAUUGCCUUAAUAAUUAAUGUAAAAUACAAAAUCUUUGCUAUUAAAUAUUUUGUAUGUUUGUACAGAGGUGCUACCAUUUA